Messenger RNA from Pelobates cultripes (western spadefoot toad), 438 nucleotides. NCBI's taxonomy places the organism in Eukaryota, Metazoa, Chordata, Amphibia, Anura, Pelobatidae. The record is from the annotation of a GenBank genome assembly.
AUGGACUCCAUUUAUUACAGCUCCUCACCAAACUUGGCCAAAUAUCUCCUUCCUGAAUUACCAUCCACAGUCAAAAUACCAGACAUUGUUACCUGGACAUCAAGCCGCAGCGAUUUAUGCCUUUCCAGCACACACAGCGGCAAGCCAAGUCUAAGCGCAGAACUGGAGCCUACUACACCCCAAAGCCAUGAUUUUGAGGCACUCCUCGGCAGCUUCCUGGGGGCAUGUAGUCCAACUGACUCAAGCCAAUACACACCAGCACCGCAGCCUCUUACCCCGGCAAUGAGGCGACGGACGCAAAAGCCUGACAGAGAUAUCAGAACAAUGCUCCAUAGACCUAGCACAUCAAAGUUUGGAGGCUCAACUUUAAUCAGCAGAGACUACCCCUGCAGGGGAGAACAAAGACCAGAAGGCCUGGCCCGUCUGAGCAAAAUCUGA